This is a messenger RNA of Rattus norvegicus (Norway rat), 7885 nucleotides long. NCBI's taxonomy places the organism in Eukaryota, Metazoa, Chordata, Mammalia, Rodentia, Muridae. The record is from RefSeq and is a predicted model, not a curated record.
GUGCGCCAUCCACGCCAAGCGUGUGACCAUCAUGCCCAAGGACAUCCAGCUGGCCCGCCGCAUCCGCGGGGAGAGGGCGUAAUUGUACAGUUCCUGGCAUGAACCAAAGGCUCUUUUCAGAGCCACACACGGUUUCAAAUAUGUCCGGUCGCGGCAAAGGAGGGAAAGGCCUGGGCAAAGGCGGCGCUAAGCGCCACCGCAAAGUCCUGCGCGACAACAUCCAGGGGAUCACUAAGCCCGCCAUCCGCCGCCUGGCCCGGCGCGGAGGAGUGAAGCGCAUCUCCGGCCUCAUCUACGAGGAGACCCGCGGUGUGCUGAAGGUGUUCCUGGAGAACGUAAUCCGCGACGCCGUCACCUACACGGAGCACGCCAAGCGCAAGACCGUCACUGCUAUGGACGUGGUCUACGCGCUUAAACGCCAGGGCCGCAGGAGCCCUGGGUCAGUCCAUGUUUCUUCUUUCGGUAGUGAAAUGGCUCGUACUAAGCAGACCGCUCGCAAGUCCACCGGCGGCAAAGCCCCGCGCAAGCAGCUCGCCACCAAGGCUGCCCGCAAGAGCGCCCCGGCCACCGGCGGCGUGAAGAAGCCCCACCGCUACCGUCCCGGCACCGUUGCUCUGCGCGAGAUCCGGCGCUACCAGAAGUCCACCGAGCUGCUGAUCCGCAAGCUGCCGUUCCAGCGCCUGGUGCGCGAAAUCGCGCAGGACUUCAAGACCGACCUUCGCUUCCAGAGCUCGGCGGUCAUGGCCCUUCAGGAGGCCAGCGAGGCCUACCUUGUGGGUCUGUUUGAGGACACCAAUCUGUGCGUACUCACAACCAUGUCUGGACGUGGUAAAGGUGGUAAAGGCCUUGGGAAAGGUGGCGCUAAGCGUCAUCGCAAAGUCCUGCGCGACAAUAUCCAGGGCAUCACAAAGCCCGCCAUCCGCCGCCUGGCCCGGCGCGGAGGAGUGAAGCGCAUCUCCGGCCUCAUCUACGAGGAAACCCGCGGUGUGCUGAAGGUGUUCCUGGAGAACGUGAUCCGCGACGCCGUCACCUACACGGAGCACGCCAAGCGCAAGACGGUCACUGCCAUGGACGUGGUCUACGCGCUUAAACGCCAGGGCCGCACACUCUACGGCUUCGGUGGUUAAACUGCUAAUGCGCUUUCCUUAGCUGUUGCAAAAGGCCCUUUUCAGGGCCACCCACGAACUCAUUCAAAGGGUUGUUCACUUUUCGAAGCUUCUUUGCUCUGGAGCAUGCGAGGUAGCAUAUAAGCGGUGUCCUAUGCUAUACUCUGGUUGGAUGUUCACAGCUAGAAAGUAAGACUGUAAUUCUAAUCCAUAACCAUGCAGCUUUCUUAUAUACCCUGUAUCAUUAACUAAAGGUUUUGAGUAGAUAGUCCUGAACUGAAGUAUUAACAAUGCUAAGUGACUACCUAACUUUGAAAGGCUCCCUUCUAAUAAGUGAGCCCAGUUUCUCAGUGUUUCCUUGUAAAUAACCUUCAGUCAAUUUACUUCCACGUACCUGUCUCUAAACUUGCGCCAUCCAAAUUGCCAGCUCAAAAGAGCAGGAGCCAUUUUGUCUAAGGCAAGGGCUAACUACAAAAACCGAAGACAUGUUUAACUGUUACUCAUUGUAUACAACUAAUAAGGCCUAAAUACACAAAAGUGUUAGGGACCGCCUGUUGAUAGUGUUUAUGCACAAACUGCAUGGUUGUCCAAUGGCUUGAUAUUUUAAGUUCGUGCGGGUGUGCCGUGUUUGCCCUCUGCCUGAAGCGAGAAUCAUAUUUUCAGGAAGCUGGAGUUAGCAGUUGUGAGCCACUUGUGUGUUCUGAUAUACAAACUUCUUUAAAGGCAUCAAGUAUUCUUGACAGAACAAUUUCUCAAGCCACCCUGCUAAAUGAUCUUUUGUCACUCCUCAUACAAAGGCCUAAAAUAAAUGUAAAUUUAAUAUUUGUGGCCCACUUUAAUCCAUAAAACUGUUAAAUGACUUUAAAAACUGAGUUGUUUACAUUCUUCAUCCCAGACUCCCGGUACUGUUUUUGUUAUGUUGGAGCGUUGAACUCAAACCCUAACAUUUUCAUAAUAAAUAAAUAAAUAAAUAAAUCCUUAAUUUUUAAUAUGGCUCUUGUCAGUUUCAUGAAGCCUACAUGCUAUUUUCAUAAAAUACACAAUACAUUUCAACAAUAACUGUUAGAUCAAUAGUAUUAAACUACUUUCUAAGUGGAACAAAAAAUGAAUCUUUGUUGACACAUCGCACAAUUGCAAUAACUUCAAAGACAUUUUAGUUUCUUAGGAACUGUUGUAUUUUUUUAAUCCAUCACUCAGGAAAUAAAAAUCCAACUCAAGAAAAAUGUAUAAACUCUAGCUUAGUCACUGAAUAUCUGGGUUCACAGUGGUGCUAUGAAAGCCUGGACGCCAGUCACGGGUGUUCUAAUGAGUAAAUUUAAGUUCAGUAUUUGAUCAGAGUGGCCAGCUACUACUGAGGUCAUCUCUUUUUGAUACGGUGGCAUUUCUAGGAUGAAAUGCAUCCAUUUUACAUUUUAAUGGUGAUCUUUAUUCUAGAAUGAAAGACAUGUUACAAUGGUGACCUUUACUCUAAUGUAAAGCCACAACCAAAUAAACUACACAUAGGGACCUCCUAGGUUUCCACUCUAGGGUUUAAACAGCAGGUCGACCUAAGUGACUGCCCACCUCUAACUUUUGCUCAGUGUUUGGCCAUUUUAAGAAGUAUGUAAGUGGCUCUUAAAAGAGCCUUUGGGUUUUUGAAAACUGGCUUUGAAACUCACUUUCUUCCUGCUGCCUUCCUUAGGUCGGUCUUCUGCAUGACCAUCUUUGACUUCCCAGAGUUGGAGUUGGUUGCCCUCGCUUUGGCGGGGCUUUUGCGCUGUUGCAAGCCCUUGGCCCCUUUGGUCUUCCUUCUGCUCCCAGAACCCUUUGUGGGCGUAGCUUUUGGCUUCUUGACAACCUUGGUCUUACUACUCUUGGGGGAUCUCGAGGCCCUGGACAAGCCCAGUUUCUUAGCCUUGGCAGAAGCAGAUUUCUUGCCCUUGCCCUUGUCGUUGCCUGAAGCUGCCUUCUUGCUAAGCUUGAAGGAGCCUGAGGCUCCGGUGCCCUUGGUCUGCACCAGGACUCCCUUAUUCACAAGUCUCUUGAGGGCCAGCUUGAUACGACUGUUGUUCUUCUCCACGUCAUAGCCAGCCGCAGCCAGGGCUUUCUUCAGGGCAGCAAGGGACAUUCCUGCCCGUUCCUGAGACAUGGAAAGGGCCUCAGGAAUCAACUUGGAAACCGAGAAACCCCGAGGUUUGCGAGCAGUGGCCAUGCCAGGCUUCUUCCCUCGCCUUUUAGUUGCAGGUUUCUCUACAGGAGCUGGAACAAGAGUACUUGAGGCUGCAGGAGCCGUUUCCGACAUAGUCAAGAGCUGGUCAAGAACUACACCCAAUUAAAAAAAAAAGUACAGGAGAGCGAACAGCGCUGGAGUAGAGAGGGGGUCCGGGGGGGGGGCCUUAUAUAGAGCAGGGCGCGCUGUGAUUGGUGCAUCCCUAGGCGCCUCCCCCGCCCCUGGGGAAGGGGCAUUUGUGUUUCUUUUCCCCCAAAAAGUAGAAACUUGCAUGUGUGCUCUCUGCAGAAUCGCUCAGGUUAUGACACCAGGUGACCCACGGGAACUUGGAUUCCACCUGACUUUUUACCCUUUAUUGACAAAUGUUCCUGCAUGUCAGAACUAGUGGGAAACGCCCUUGAUUUUCAAUCAAAUUCAAAAAGAAGAAGAAGACUUUCUCUUUUUCUUGCUAAUUCAAAAGUAACUUUUAGUAGAAAAUGUAUCCAACAUCUUGGGAGGGGUCUUCUACAUAUGUGGCUUCUAACUAGUGAAGAAAAUCAAUUAUGCAGGCCCUAAUUCUCACUGAAAUUAUAUAUAUACCUGACAGAAGUAACACAGAUGUCUUGACUAUCUCACUGUGGAAUUAGACAGUGUUCCUAGAAUUAUCCCAAAACGCCAAGGUGUGGUCUUCUUGAAGGGAGAAUGGCCUAAUAAACACUCCACAGAUCGUGUGAGAGGCACGCUGUUUCCCCUGAAUCUUAAGAAAAGGGCUUUGGAUGCGGUUAUAAGCAUCUUACCAAUAACAUCUAUAUAGUCAAAUCAUCCAGCCUCAAGGCUGUUAUCAAAGGAGUUUGGUACUCCUUUCCAACUGAACACCACAAUAGUCCACUUCCUGUGACAUCAUCCCACAUUACAACAGCUUCCAAUGUCGUAUCUACCUCUAGAUGAACAGAUGCAGUGCCUACCCUUAAUUUAAAAAUUAUAAAGCUGGAAUCAGAUUUCACAAUCUCUUAAUAUGGCUGGGCUGGUAAACAUGUCUACAUAUGUGUUAGAGAAAUGUUCUUUCCAGGGCUUUAUCCAUGGUACAUGUCUAGAAAUAAGAGUGCUUACAGCUGGGCAUGGUGGCAACUUGCUGGCAAUCCCAGCAUGAAGAAGGGAGGAUUGCUGUGAGUUUUGAGGUCACCUUUAGCUAGAAAAUGAAAACAUGUCAAAAGAAGAAGAAAAAAAGGAGGGAACAUGAUACUCAAGUAGAAGGGAGGCCUAAUUAAGCUAGUUCAUUAUGGAGAAUGCUAAGAUGGGGUAGUGUGAUUAUAUCAACUGAAGUAGAGCAUAAAGUCCAAUGCAGCAGUCAUACAGUCCGAGUUCUUUUGGGAGAUAACUACCCUUGUGAGGCAGAGAUCUCUAUGUUACAGAAAAGUUCAAGAUAAUAUGAGGAAAAGUUGUUUAUUAAGAAAAACUGGGGGGGGUGGUGGUAAGGGGGAAGUAUGGGGGGAAUACCCAUAUAGGGGAGGGGGAGGGUAGAGGAUGAGGGCUAAUGGACAGGAAACCGGGAAAGGGAAUAACAUUUGAUAUGUAAGUAAAGAAAUAUAUCUAAUAAAAAUUUUUCAAAAGAAAAAGAAAAACAUGAGGGUGGGUAGGUGCCUAUGUCUCAGGAAAACAUUUGUACUUUUGUCUUAACAGUUAAUUGACUAGGCCUGGUGUGCCGAACUGUAACCCUAGCUACCUGAGAGAUGAUCCAAGUUCAAAGCAAACCUAAGCUAUAGAGUAAAUAAACUGCAUAAGACACUGUCCCCAAAUAAAAACCAUGCAGAAUACACUGGGGAAGAGUCUUGGUAGUAAAGCACCUGUCUAGUAUGAGGUAGAGCCUACAUUCAACUCUAGCACUGCAGGUGUGUGUGUGUGUGUGUGUGUGUGUGUGUGUGUGUGUGUGUGUGUGUGUGUGUGUUUUGUGAGUUUUGAACUUACAUUGAUCAACCAUGUUUAAAGUUUAAUAAAGCAAUUCAAAAUUAAUGAAAUUUUAUGAGAUGUUACUUGUUUCCUUGUUUCUCUUCAAGAAUUUCCUUUUAGGAAUAAACUCACAGCGUUGUUUAUCAGAGACUGUUCAGUGAUGAGAGGGGAGGGCUGGCAUUUGUGCUCAAAGUCACAUGUUUGUCCUUACGCAGUUUGUGAGUUGUCUUGUUACUUAUGUUUGAGAUGUUUAUAUUGAAACUUGAAUUUCAAAUGGUGAAAACCAUAAACUAGAUCUUGGAGUUGAGGUGGAGGUGAAGGUUCCAGAGUCAUAUCUCCUGAAUUUCCUCUUUUGUCCUUUAUUACCAGAGCUCAGGAUCUGAAACCAAGGAAAUCCCACUAGGGCUGUUUGUGACAGUUCCUAAAUAUUUGUGCAAAAGAUGUGCUGAUUAUUCUUUGUCCCAAGAACCAUCAGAAGGUCAAGAAUAUUAUCCAUUUUGUUACAAUAUUUAUCUAGGCUUUAUUGUUUUACAUCAAUAUCAACAACACUACUGAUGAGGACUGAAUGUAUAAGGUUGGGGCUCUCUUGCAGGAACCUCAGAAUUCAAAAAGCAGUUUCUAAGGAAGCAAUGUGGGGAAAAAUCUACAUCUGAAGUAUUUCUGAAAUAAAAACUGAAGGCCAAGAAAUCAAAUUUCUGGUUGCGAGAUGACAAAACAUCUUUCUCUUUCUGUUUCUCUCUCUCAGGAUGCACAGGUAGGUAUGCACAAACACACACACACACACACACACACACACACACACACACACACCUAUACACUUCAGAAAACAAGGAAGGUAUCUUAAUAAAUUAUCUGGAUUCAUAUAUGUUAUUUUAGUCUGUUUCACUUGGAAAAACAAAACAAAAACAAAUGAAUACAAAACCCCAAAACACAAAACCUACCAGUUGAGAGUCACAGACUGAUUUCCACCUGGCAGUGUAAUCUUCCACCAGGAAAAUAACACCCUGUGUAUUUGACAUCCAUUUGGUUUCUCUGACUGUUGAUCACACAAAAUUUCUAGGUCAUAAAUUAUCAAUGGCAUACCAGCAUCAGGUGGAGCUUUACAGAUUGGCAGAAUAUAUUCUUCUAUUUCUUUAAAAGUAACAUAGAACUAAUGAAUUUAUUGAAGACUUAGGUUCUAUAAUUUAAAAUCAAGAAAGAAAAAAAAAAAAAACCUUGGAUUCGUAUUUUGCCCCAGGCAGCUGAAAACAUUAAAAAAAAAAAAAAAUCACAUGCACAAAGUUGGCCAGGUUUGAUUUGUUUCCCAGCAUAGUCAAGGCUGCCCUUCAACUCCCAGUCCUCUUGCCCCAGCCUUUUCGGUCAGUUAUGGGGUUACAAGUCACAGUCUGUAGGAUGAUGUCAUUAUACAGGUGAAGGCAGGUAUAGGAUAGAAUGAGGCCUGUCAUUGGACAAGAAGGAAGGAUGGGUGGAAGAAAAGUUUUAGAGAGGAGGAGGAGGAGACUGGAUCGAGGGAGGAGAAACCAGCUGAGAGAACAUGGAGGCAGAUGUAAGAUUCCUCUCUGCACAUUUAUAGGUUGUUAUGAAUAUUCUUAAGGGAUGGAUAUGUACAGGGCUUUGUAUGUCUAGAUGAGCAAAUUAUAUUAUUGGAUCAGAGGUUAUUGUGUUGUGUGUUCUUUCAUGAGGUGAUUUAAUUGAAUUUAAGAGAGUGUGUGGUGGCUAGAGACGUUGGGCCAUCACUGGAUUGGGAUAUGUAUGUCUGGCAUGGUGGCAACCUGCCUUGAGAACUAGAUGGGUAGAAAGAUUAUUGCCAGGCUCAGAGAGUAGCCAUUGGCAGUGUGAUAUAGGAUGGAGCAAAGCGGGGGAGACGCUUUGCCAACUGAGAUGAAGAUAUCUAUCAGAUAUAGUGGGGCACUAUCGUGCCAGAUAAAGUGCAGGUUAAAAGAAACCAUUUAUUUUAAUUUUACAGCAACAACUGCCUCCACCUCCUCCUCUUCUUCCUCCUCCUCUAUCUAUCAUCUAUCUAUCUAUCUAUCUAUCUAUCUAUCUAUCUAUCUAUCUAUCUCUCCCUCUCCUUUUCCUUUUGAACAAUAGUACUAGGGAUUGAGCACAGGGCCUUCCACACAGCAUACAUGCACUCUAGUUACAUCCUUAGUCUGUCCAUUUCAGUUGCUUGAUCCUCCCCUCAAGUUAAAAAAAAAAGUGAAGAUUUAUAAAUAACAAUUUGUGAUUUGUACAUUCGUAUUCCACAAAAAUAGGGACUCAAAGUAACUAAAAACACAAAGCAAUUACAUAAGCAUUGAUGCAUAAAUCAUGAUUUCUAAACAUAGUUACUUAAAAUUACAUUCUUAUAACAUGAUGCAGUUCUGUUUUACAUGACUUAUUUAUUAUAUAUACAUCAUAUAUAUCCACACAUCACAAAUACUUAAAAGUUUUCUUUUGCUAGGAGCAUUUUAAUUUUGCUAAGAGUAUUUUAUUUUCCUACUCAUGUGUGUCGUUUUAUCAUGAAUUUCUACAGUGAACAUUUUUAUAGAAUUUCUAGUCAGAUGCUUAUCGGUUGUUCCUUGAGUUUUGAAAACAUGGCGGCUAAUCUGCUAGUAUCAGCCAUUUCCACUGUCUCGUUUGUCAGAGGAUACAGCAUCCAGCA